AUGGAUUUCGAGAGUAGGAGGCUUCAUUUGCUCAUCUCUGUGGUUGCCAUCAUUGCUCUCAGCUUUACAGCUGAAAAAUGCAGGGAACUUGUUGGACAAGAUGGGUCAUCCCAGAGUGGAAAGUUUACGAUCUUAAAUUGCUUUGAUAUGGGUUCUGGGACUGUAGCAUGUGCUGUGAAGGAAGGCGUGAAACUCUAUUUUUACAAUAUUAGAUCUUCUCAUGUUGAAAGAGCAAGGACUCGUGCAAUUGAGUCUGCCCUUGUUGAAGCUGUUUCUCAGGGGAUGUCCCCAGCAGAUUCAGCAAAACAUGCACAGAAGAUAGGUAAGAAGGCAGCGAAAUUGGCUUCCCGUCAAGCCAAGCGGAUUAUAGGGCCCAUUAUCUCUUCUGGAUGGGAUUUUUUUGAAGCUAUUUACUAUGGUGGUACUGUCACAGAAGGGUUCCUUAGGGGCACUGGUACUUUGUUUGGUACUUAUUGUGGAGGGUUCCUCGGUGAGCAAAGGCUUGGUAGACUUGGCUAUCUUGUUGGAAGUCACAUGGGCAGUUGGGUUGGUGGUAGAAUAGGAUUAAUGGUGUAUGAUGUGGUUAAUGGAGUGCAUUUGUUGUUGCAAUUUAUUCAGACCGGAGAAAUUGUAGUUCCUGAAAAAUCUGAACCACCUGAAAGUUCCUUUUUUGGUGAAACUCCUGUUUUUGAUAGCUCUGAAGGCUCCAGAUUCUAUGAAUCACCUCCCAGCGAAGAAUCCUAUGCCUAUGAAACAUAUAAAGAUUCUGAACUGUGA
This is a messenger RNA of Sphenostylis stenocarpa, 777 nucleotides long. The record is from the annotation of a GenBank genome assembly. Lineage: Eukaryota; Viridiplantae; Streptophyta; Magnoliopsida; Fabales; Fabaceae.